AUGACACCAAAACGCAACUACACCGCACAGCGUGGCAUCUUCUCACAUGACGACGAUCCCGAAAGCUGGGAGUUCAGAGCCACUACACGGGUCAACCUGGGGCUUCUUGACAAAACAUAUCCAAUGGAUGAUGUACCAGGGAGCUCGCACUCACAGGAUGACUCUGCGCAGUGGCAACGCUUCCAGCAACGCUUCCAGCAACAUCUUCGAGAGCUGAAUGCGAACGACAAGAACAAACAGUACAAACUCCUGUAUCUGGUACGGCACGGGGAAGGAGUUCACAACGUCAAAGAGAAGGAGGUUGGACGUACUGAAUGGGAUCGAUAUUGGGCCAAAGUGGCUGGUGACGGCACCGUCACCUGGGCUGAUGCAGAGUUGACAGCCAAUGGAGAACAACAGGCUUGCAACAUUGUUGAACAGAAGAAAAAAGGCCGACAGUCAAAGAGAAGCUGCGCGAACGACUUGGUGUUCAUACAUGCGAUCAAAGAAGCAGUAGAUCCUGGGAUAGCCGAGAACUAUCCCUCAAUCCAUAUCGAAGCUGGUCUCUCGGAAGAAGACGUUCUGUGGAGCCCCGACCGACGAGAGACACUCGAGGAGCAUUCAGCCAGGAACAUGGAGCUGCUUGACGAUAUCUUCGAGGGCGAUUACCGCGACUACAUUGUCCUGGCUGCCCACUCGGGCGCCAUCAUGUCCUUGUUUGCGGCGACAGGAUGGAAGAAGGUGCCCGUAGCGGCCGGAGCGGUGUAUCCUCUGCUUGUCUGCGGUGAGAAACUGGAAACAGUCUGAAGCCGGGUGCAAAGUAGGAAGUUUCUGCGAAAGGUGGAAAGGACAGCAUUGAAGCCACUACGAGUAGCAACGCCUGACCGGUUUGCCCAGGAUAUAAAAGUACCACUCGCUCUUACACUCAUCAAAUCAGCAACAACAAGCCCGGCUGGCACAAUCGGUAGCGCGUGAGACUCUUAAUCUCAAGGUUGUGGGUUCGAGCCCCACGUCGGGCUACCUUCUAUCUUUUUUUCUUCUUGCAAUCAUUUUC
Macroventuria anomochaeta is the source of this 1033-nucleotide messenger RNA. RefSeq lists its product as uncharacterized. Gene Ontology annotation, molecular function: phosphatase activity. The coding region runs from base 1 to 786 and encodes 261 amino acids. The transcript has 3 exons. Gene Ontology annotation, cellular component: cytoplasm. The record is from RefSeq and is a predicted model, not a curated record. Lineage: Eukaryota; Fungi; Ascomycota; Dothideomycetes; Pleosporales; Didymellaceae.